GAAGUCCUCGCGCUUAAGGCUCGCGCGCAUUUACCGCUGUCAAAAUUGUUUACUAUUUACUAGGUUAUAUUGAAUAUUAAUUUCCGGGCAUAAUAUUUUUAAUGUGUUUAGUAGUUUAAUUUUUGUAAAUAUGAAUUCGAAAAGAAUAACUCUCUCGCUUUUAGGACAAUUAAAUAUAAAUUUUCUGUGAUAGUUAUAAUCACUCAACCAACUGGAUUUCGACCUAACAAAAAAUACGCUAAUUAUUAGUUGCAUUGUAUAAUGUUAUCACAAAAUGUAUGACGAUGACAACAUUACUUGUACUCCAAAGCGAUAUGCGCUUUCUGAAGUCACUAAUUCAUCGAGUUAUGUAUCACCGACAGCUAACCUAAAGUUACUGACUAGUGUGGCAUUGCAAUAUCCCACGCCACCACCUAGUACCGUCCACCGUAGAGAGAAGUCGCUGCAAAUACUAUGUGACAGAUUUCUCACCCUUUUUCCUCUACACACAAGUGGCAGUCUCGAAAUUCAGUUGGACAGCACUGCUGCCCAGUUAGGUGUAGAAAAAAGACGGAUGUAUGAUAUAAUAAAUAUAUUGGAAGCAAUGCAAUGUGCUGUCCACAAAAGGAAGAACACAUACCUCUGGUAUGGAGGAUCAAGACUGAAUUCUUUUUUGAAAACAUUAAAAAAGCAGGGAGAACACUUGAAACUGUCGGAAGCCCUCCGUGGGCGGGCACCAAAGCCACCAGCACCUAAACACAAAACACUUGGAAUUUUAGCUCAAAGAUUCCUCAUGUUAUUUUUAGUAGAACCUCCUAACACAUUAAUAAAUCUGGAGAUGGCUGUAAGAGUAUUAAUUGAUACAUCCAGCAAGAAUCACACUGUUCUCUCGCCUGAACAGCAAGAUCGACAACACAAAUCCAAAGUCAGGAGGCUAUAUGAUAUUGCCAAUGUAUUUAUUUCAGUUGGUCUCAUAGAAAAGGUAUCUGGUAAUUCAAUAUUGAAGAAGCCAGUGUUUAAGUAUAUAGGGCCCUUUAAAGUUAAGAAAUCUGACAAAAAUGUUGACACUUUGCUUUUAACUGGUGACAAUGUGGUUACUGCCACACCAUCCCCUAUUACUCCACUUGUACAAACAGACAGCCAGAAAACACCAACAUUUCAUGUGUUUGCUGGGAGGUCUAAAAGGAAACUGGAAUUCACAACUCCAAAUUCUGGCAAGGAACUAAAACUCGGUGUCACCACACCUCCCCACACACCAACACAUAAGUGGGAUGAAAUAUUGCUUGUGGCUGACAUGGAACUGACUAAAAUUAAUAAUGAAGCUCUGUUGUGAUUUAUUUAACAAAUCUAUAGUUUUAGACGUAUAUUUGUAUACUUUAUAGUCUUCCAGGGGAUAUGUAGGUCUCAUAUACUUAUUUUAUUUAUAUAAUUUUAUUUAUAACAAAAUUAACAAUAACUAUGUUCCUGUAGUUAAAUUAAUUGUUAUUUAAAACAAAAAUUUUAUCUUUGUCACAGACAAUAAAUAUAAAGUGCAAUUUACAAACUGUUAUAUCAUAAAAAUGCCUUUUCAUAAAAGGUUAUUUCAUGAUAAUCUACAUAUUUAAAGAACAGUUGUGAGCAUAUUAAUUUUUAUUAUAGAAACUAAGAAUCAAAUAUAUUGUAAAAAUUUUAAAGGAUUCAAAUUAUAGAUUGUAUUCAUUAUUGCUGCUAAUUUAUUCAUACAAAUUCUGAUAUAAAUUACAUGGUCUAUCUUCUGUCUUUCAAAUAAUUGAGAUUGUAAGAUUUUGUUUUCAGAAUUAUAAAAAGAAUAAUAUGUGUGGAGAUUAAUUUAUGAAAUGAGAAAGUACUUUAUAUUAGAAAAUGAAAUAAUAAAUAAAUAUAAUAAAAAGUUGUGUAUUGUGUUGAAAAAGCUAUCAUAUAUAUUUGUAUACAAAUAAAUAUUUCAUCAUUUUGUAAACAAUAUAAUAAAUAUGUUUGAUGAUAAAUAGAUCAGGUGAAACUCUACAUCCUUUUCUAUGUCUACAAAUAUUACUAAUAUGUUAUGAAGGUUGAUUGAGCUAUUAAAAUGCCAAGAGAUAACAAAAAAAAAACUGAGUUUCACAAUUAUAAUAUUAGUAAGAAUAAAACAUACAAAAUCGUUCUGAUCUUGUGCCUUAACACUGUGACAUCUGUUUGAUCAUGGCGCCCACUAUUCGAACAUUAAAUUGUAUUUUUUUUUUUUAAUUUUUACUACAAACUUAAUGACCAAAUUAAUAAACUACAUCUUCUAAUAUAUCAUUGUUCACAAAUUAGAUGAUUGGUAAAUUGAUCUCGUCACACAGCAGCAUUAUGAAUAAUAAUAAUCACUUUAGUAAUACUAUAUUUUUUAUAAAUAAAUAAAAUGUACCUACUUUAAUGUUUACAUUUAAAAUUGUUAAAUAUUUAAAAAGAAAUUAAAUGUUUAAUAAUGUUAAUGUGGCAUAUUAUAUACAUGCCGACAUUUUUAUGUAAUAGACUGGAUUGCGUCAAACUAUGAAUACAGUAUGUACUAUAGACAGUAGUAUAACAUACUAUGUACUGACAGGCUGAAAAUGCAAAUACAACGAGACAAGAAAAUAAUUACACUAGUGUAUGUGUUUUGUAUAUGCGCCAGAUUUGAAUUUGUAAAGAAUUAAGUUGCAAAAACAUCAAAAGUUUCAUAUUUGUUAUAAUUUGAAUUACAAUUAGGCGACCUUCAGAACUUUUUGGAUUAAAUCAUAUAUUCUAUCAAUUCUUGUACAAAAUAUUUCUAAUCGUUCUUCGUAAGGGAUUGGGAGGUCUAUUAUGUAUGUAACCAGAAAUCCCGCAGAUGUGUCACUUUGCCUGUCCCGCAAUUUCACUAAAUAGGACCGCAAAGAAAGUCUAAGGGUUAUACCAAUCUUCAGAGUUAUAAUUUUACCCCUGGGAGUCCUGGGACUGACUUUAUUCACAUACAAUUUAUGAUGACAUUUCUUGACAUAAUAUAUUGUUUUACUAAUGUUUUCCAUAAAUACAGCUUGUUUAUAAGUUAUGAUUUGUAACUCAUUUAAUACACAAUGAAUUUAAUUAUGCAUUUAAAAUUAGGUCAAAUUUAUGUAAUAUUUUCACUCUGUGAAGUGCAUGUUUUCACUGGUGUUAUUCAUAUUUUGUACUAAUUUAUACCAACUCAAUCAUUUCAUCAUUGUAUGUCCUUCGCCUAACACUAAAUAUCAAUCUCAUCACAGAAAUUGAUGGUUUUGGUGUCAAAAAUAUACAUAUAUUAUAUGUAAAACCCAUAGUUUUCUUGAAACUGUUGACUUAUUAAAAAAUAUCCCAUGUCUUUCUUUUUCAAAUUGCUAAAAUUGAUCAAGUGGUAAGAAAUAAACUAUUUUUUGUUAUUAGUUUAUUAUAUUUAUCUUAUUAUGCUGUCAAAAUAAUAAUAUUUUUAUCAUUUCUGUUAAAAUGUUAUUAAAUUUUAACGUUAAUUAUAUAAAUUAAAAAGGUACUAACUAAAUAGAAUGCAAUUUAUUUCAAGUAUAAUCAAGUUCUAAAUCCACUAAUUCUAAGACCGAACACAUAUGUUUAUUAUUAACAAAACCCUACAGUCACUCUUGCAAACUUUACUAGAGUGAAAAUAUAAUAUGUUUUACAAUGUAAAAGAUUUACGAAAAGUUGCUUUUAUUAUUUACUAUUUGUUUUAAGCUAUAGAUCUAUUAAAUGACUUGAAGAAAUAA
Messenger RNA from Galleria mellonella (greater wax moth), 3689 nucleotides. Its product is annotated as transcription factor E2F7-like. Gene Ontology annotation, biological process: regulation of transcription by RNA polymerase II. The record is from RefSeq and is a predicted model, not a curated record. Gene Ontology annotation, molecular function: DNA-binding transcription factor activity, RNA polymerase II-specific; RNA polymerase II cis-regulatory region sequence-specific DNA binding. The coding region runs from base 275 to 1312 and encodes 345 amino acids. Gene Ontology annotation, cellular component: RNA polymerase II transcription regulator complex. The transcript is spliced from 3 exons. NCBI's taxonomy places the organism in Eukaryota, Metazoa, Arthropoda, Insecta, Lepidoptera, Pyralidae.